CCGCUGUGUCCCUUCAGUCGUCCCCAUCCCUUCCGCGUAGUCUCCUCCCCCGAUCCGUGUAGCCGAGCGGAAGCGCGCAUUAGCGAGCGCCCCACUUUGUGUGUCCGUGUUUCUGCGCGCUCCCUCGCGCAAAUCUCUCCCCCCAUCGCCCGGCGAGCGGAAGAAGAGAGAACAAGAGAGAGAGAGGGAGAGAGACAGAGAGAGAUGGCGAAUCCGACGGUGUUUUUCGACAUAACGAUAGGGGGAAGAAAGGUGGGAAGGAUAGUGAUGGAAUUGUACAAAAAUGUGGUGCCAAGGACGGCAGAGAACUUCCGCGCGUUGUGCACGGGAGAGAAGGGUACGGGGCGCUCGGGGAGGCCGCUUCAUUACAAGGGGUGCACAUUUCAUCGGGUGAUUCCUAAGUUCAUGUGUCAGGGGGGGGAUUUCACAAGAGGAGAUGGGACAGGGGGGGAGUCCAUCUACGGGGCAAAAUUUGCGGACGAGAACUUCCAGCACAAGCACACCGAGCCGGGCGUACUCUCCAUGGCGAACGCAGGGCCAAAUACCAACGGCUCGCAGUUCUUCCUCUGCACGGUACCCACCCCAUGGCUGGAUGGGAAACACGUUGUAUUCGGGAAAGUGAUCCAGGGAAUGGACGUCGUCGCGAAGGUGGAGUCGGUGGGAAGCUCCAGCGGAAGGACCAGCCAACCGGUUGUCAUCGCCGACUGCGGACAGCUCUCUUAAAGACUGACCGUGACGGCGGACGACGCCAGGCGGGGAGUCAUCGGCUGACGGCGGCUCUCUCUCUCUCUCUCUCUCUCUCUCUCUCUCUCUCUCUCUCUC
This is a messenger RNA of Chara braunii, 822 nucleotides long. Lineage: Eukaryota; Viridiplantae; Streptophyta; Charophyceae; Charales; Characeae. The record is from the annotation of a GenBank genome assembly.